UCACGGCGGCCCUCCCUCGGCUCCUGCCUGGGUCGCGGGGACCUCUCCGACCUUACCCCGGAGACACCGUCGCCCGGAUCCCGACCCUCCCCCUGGCCAAGUCCAAGGCCCCGGCGACCCCUCGAGGGGGGCCUGCCGGGCCAGCCCGCCGUCUCCAUGGCAUGCAGUUUGCAGAAGCUGUUUGCUGUGGAAGAGGAGUUUGAAGAUGAGGAUUUCUUGUCUGCCGUGGAGGAUGCAGAGAACCAGUUUGCCGGUGUGAAUGCCGGGUGCCUGAGACCUGUCUCUUCCAGGCCACAGGAGACUGUGCAGGCACAGUCUUCCAGGCAGCUGCCAUCAUGUUCCACUGCUCCUUCAGAGGCCUUGGGCCUGCCAGCCCUGGGACUCCGCCUUUCUACCUCCAGCAUGCCGAAGGCCUCCAGGGGUCCACCUUCCACAGGAACAGCCCCCCUAAGGCCUGUCUUGACUUCCAGCAGCUGGACUGGCAAUCCGAGAAAAGUGACCUUGACAGAAGUGUUCAAACAGCCAGCAAGACCCCAGUUCUCAGCCUCCCACCCUCUGCUCACCUUCGAGAGCCAACAGCAGGUGAUUGGUGGCUUUGAGGGGUCUGAACAAGAUGAAUUUGAUAAGGUCCUGGCAAGCAUGGAGCUGGAGGGGCCUGGCCCAGAGCUGGAACGUGGAAUUAGCGGUGAGGCCACAAGAAUCCUGCCCACCUGGCAGCAGGAGGACUCAGUAUUGGCUAAAAAGGCCCGGGGAGCUGAUCUGAGCAGAUCUUGCCAAAAGGGACCCAUGCCUGCCAUCCAUGUACGUGGUAUCAUGUCAGCGGAGAAUGAGCCUCUAGGCCCUGUUCACUGUAGGACUCCACAGCCCUGCUUGAGCCCUGGUGCCGUGGGUAACCUUCCUGUCCCAACCGCCUCAACAGUUCCUGCUCAGCAACCCCCCUGGGAAGUCUGUUCCAAAGGUCCCCUUCUUCGAGCACCCCAGCCUCUCCAAGCUGCUUGCGGGCCUGUUCAGCGCAGCCCUCAAAAUCGUUUCCCCAGUCAGCCAUUCCAGUCUCCAAAUGCCCGCUUAAGUGGCAAAGCUCGUUUUCCUGGACCACGAACUCCCAACUCAAGCUGUUCUCCUCCCUCAAGGCCUACCUCCGCAUCGUUUCCUCGGGGGCCCGUACAACCCCGAGCUCCAGUGUGUUCUGCCAAGUCUCCUUUCGGCACCCUAAAGAGCUCCCAUUCCUCCCCGGUUCCCCAAGCAGCUCUGCAGACGCCCGUCGUUACCAACCACUUGGUGCAGCUGGUCACUGCUGCCAACCGGACACCCCAGCAGCCCACCCGCACCUCCACCCGCACCAAGACACGCCGUUUCCCUGGCCCAGCAGGGAUCCUGCCUCACCAGCACAGUGAGAAAAAUCUGGAGGAGAUCAUGGUUUCUACGCCCCAGACUCCAACUCAUGGUGCUUUGGCUAAGUUCCGGACAGAGAUCGUUACUAGCUCCCAGGCAGCGGUGGAGGAGGAUUUUGGGCGAGGGCCCUGGCUGACCAUGAAAUCUGCUCUGGGCCUGGAUGAGAGAGACCCCACCUGCUUCCUCUGUACCUAUAGCAUCGUCAUGGUGCUGCGGAAGGCAGCCCUGAAGCAGCUUCCCAGGAAUAAGGUCCCCAACAUGGCGGUGAUGAUCAAGUCCCUGACUCGGAGCACAAUGGACGCCAGUGUGGUUUUCAAGGACCCCACGGGGCCCAAACCAGUUGCUGUGCUACCCUUGACCCUGAGACUGAUGGGCUGUGUGGUGUUUGCAGGAGAGAUGCAGGGCACAGUGCAUAGGUUGCUGCUUGAGACACGCCAGAAUGAGCUGAAGCCUGGCUCAGUGCUGCUGCUAAAGCAGAUUGGAGUGUUUUCUCCUUCACUCCGAAAUCACUACCUCAAUGUGACCCCCAACAACCUGGUCCACAUUUACAGCCCAGAUUCUGGGGAUGGGAACUUCUUCAAGCCGUCUCAGCCCUUCCCCGAGGAUCCAGGACGCUUCCACGGCAGCCUCCAGCAUGAGACUGAGAAGCCCAGGAAAGGCCUCAGAACAGCACAGAGCCCAGAGGCAGGGGCACCCCCUGAGGAAGAACUCCCAGAAGCAGAUGACCUGGAUGGACUCCUGAGCGAACUCCCUGAGGACUUCUUCUGUGGGACCAGCAGCUGGGACUGCCACGAGGCAGGGCACCCACCAUGAGCAGGCAGCCUCUCAGUGUCCAAACAAGGCACUGGUCCUCUGUGAUUGUGUCCAAGGGAGAGAGGAAGACCAGCGCAACUGGAGCAUAGACAAAGCUCGGGGCUUCUGUGGUUGUUCCCACCAUGGACACUUUCCCCAACAACGUCCCUCAGGUUCUGCACUGCCAUCACUUUUGACUUACUUUGGCACACCAGAACUCGGCCCAGGAGGGCCCUCUAGCCCUGCGCCUCCAAGUCCUUGAGUGUCUCCUUUCUUCUCCUCCUGCCGACGGGGAAGCUAUGUCACAUUCCCCCCUCAGCUCGACUUUAGAGGACAUUGGGCCUAGUCCCUUUACUCCCUCGUCCCUGGACAGCUGAGGAGCCGAAGGAGCCACACCACAGCAGUGGCCACCUGUCCCUCUGGACAGGGAAGGAACAUCCUCAGACUUCCCUCGGCUUUGUCUCCUGAGGCCUGUAGCUGCUCAGCUCGCCUGUGCCCGUGGCUGCCAGGUGUGGGAGCAGGGGUGUGGCUGUGGUGUCUUGUUCUGAAAUAAAGCAGCUGCCUGUUUCCCCCGCCUCCCUCUCCUUCCCACCCUCGCUGCUCCUUGUCCUGUCUAUCCUACCUGUGGUGCUUGGCCAGGGCAGAGCCAAGCUAUUCAUUUGCUUUCUCGAUCUCGCUCUCUUUUUUUUUUUAUGAACUUUUUCUUUCAGACAGUUUUAG
This is a messenger RNA of Equus quagga, 2904 nucleotides long. It is a transcript of the gene HROB, whose product is annotated as homologous recombination factor with OB-fold. Gene Ontology annotation, biological process: recombinational repair. Bases 157 to 2205 code for a protein of 682 amino acids. Lineage: Eukaryota; Metazoa; Chordata; Mammalia; Perissodactyla; Equidae. The record is from RefSeq and is a predicted model, not a curated record. The transcript has 10 exons.